AGAAUGCUCUGCGUGCGCCUACAACUCCCAUCAUGCUUCACCACGGGCUGCUCAGCUAUUUUUUAAGAAAAGACAAUCCACUCCGACUCUGGUCCUCACAGCCUUUCUUGUUUUUUUCUUUAAAUAUAACUAUUUCCUCUCUGUUUCCGGCAUUUUCUGGAGCUUUUCAGAAACCUCAAACUACCGCACAGUGGCCAACUAGAAAAAAAAAAAAGCCACAAGAAGGCGUGGCUUCGGGGCCGGAAGAGCCUCUCGUUGCCACGGGAACGCCACGCGCAAAUACUCCCGCCCAGCCCCUGAUGCUGAGACCGGAGGCGCAGGCGAACAGAGCCCGCAGCUUGGAGAGGCCGCCUUCUUCUGGAUCGGGACCCCAGUCUUUGAAGGAAUUAGAAAAAGUUGAGAUAUCCUCGCACCAAUUCCAGAGACGGAUACUAGAGAGUGCAUCCAUUCCUGUUCCUCCUCUGCUCCUGAACCUGUCGGAAUAAUCAUAAAGACCAGGUGGUUUGUACAUAUUUCUAAAUCACAUUAUGGGAUUGCUAGACAGACUUUCAGGUUUGCUUGGCUUGAAGAAGAAAGAGGUUCAUGUUUUGUGCCUUGGACUGGAUAACAGUGGGAAAACAACAAUCAUCAACAAACUCAAACCUACAAAUGCUCAGUCUCAAGAUAUAGUUCCAACAAUAGGAUUCAGCAUAGAAAAAUUCAAAUCAUCCAGUUUGUCUUUUACAGUGUUUGACAUGUCAGGGCAAGGAAGAUACAGAAAUCUCUGGGAACACUAUUAUAAAGAAGGACAAGCCAUUAUUUUUGUCAUUGAUAGUAGUGAUAGAUUAAGAAUGGUUGUGGCCAAAGAAGAACUUGAUACUCUUCUGAAUCAUCCAGACAUAAAGCACCGCCGAAUACCAAUCUUAUUCUUUGCUAACAAAAUGGAUCUUAGAGAUGCAGUGACAUCUGUGAAAGUGUCUCAGUUGCUGUGUUUAGAGAACAUCAAAGAUAAGCCAUGGCAUAUUUGUGCUAGUGAUGCUAUCAGAGGGGAAGGACUGCAAGAAGGUGUAGACUGGCUUCAAGAUCAGAUCCAGGCUGUGAAGACAUGAAAAGAUAGUGUUUGGAAAACCUCAACUAUUUUCAGUUCAAGGAAUGCAUUUAAGGGAGAUGGAAUACAUUAAAUUGAUUGAAAGAUGUUUGUGAAUUUAAGAAUAACUUCUAAUCUUCUGCUUGCA
This is a messenger RNA of Erinaceus europaeus (western European hedgehog), 1214 nucleotides long. It is a transcript of the gene ARL6, whose product is annotated as ADP ribosylation factor like GTPase 6. The transcript is spliced from 8 exons. Gene Ontology annotation, molecular function: GTPase activity; GTP binding. The record is from RefSeq and is a predicted model, not a curated record. The coding region runs from base 528 to 1088 and encodes 186 amino acids. Gene Ontology annotation, cellular component: axoneme; cytoplasm. Lineage: Eukaryota; Metazoa; Chordata; Mammalia; Eulipotyphla; Erinaceidae. Gene Ontology annotation, biological process: intracellular protein transport; cilium assembly; protein localization to cilium.